AUGAAGUUCCACGUUCUCUCCGGUCUCGUCGCCCAGGUGCUGUCUGUCUCGGCAGGCACCAUCCUGUGGGAUGGCCGCUUCAACGACAUGACCUCGUCUGCCGAUCUGAACAAGUGGUCCUGGGGCAACCAGGUUGGCCCGUACCAGUACUACAUCCACGGGUCUUCUCCUGUGUCGGCCUAUGUCAACCUCUCGCCCGACUACAAGAACCCAGCCGACACUGGUUCCAGGCAGGGAGCCAAGAUCACGCUCGACAACACGGCCUACUGGAACGGCCAGAACAUGCGCCGCACCGAGCUGAUCCCCCAGACCACCGCUGCCAUCAACCAAGGCAAGGUCUACUAUCACUUCUCCCUGAUGAGAAAGGACAUCAACGCCCCGGCCACCACCAGGGAGCACCAGAUCGCCUUCUUCGAAAGCCACUUCACCGAGCUCAAGUCCGGUUGGCUCUCGGGCGCCCCUGGCAUCUCGGACACUCUGCUUAGGUGGUGCGUUGGCGGGCAGACCCAGUGGAGUGUCGAGUGGGCUGCUGAUGUCUGGCACAACGUUGCCUACGAGAUCGACUUUGCUGCCGGCACCGUCGGUUUCUGGCACUCUACCGGCAGCGACCCCCUGACCAGAAAGGUGGCCCCUGUCAAGACCAGCACCAGCUCCAACGGCGCCGACUGGCAUGUUGGUGUCUUGGAGCUCCCGAGAAGCGGCUACCCUGAUUCCAACGAGGACUUUUACUGGUCCGGCGUGUAUAUUGAGAGCGGCAGUUUGACCACCUCGGUCGCCGGUCCUGGCCAACCCAUCCCCGGUGACGGUGGCUCCUCCAGCAGCAGCAGCAGCAGCAGCAGUGUCCCCAGCAGCACAAGCACCAGAGUCAGCAGCACCUCCAUCCCGGCCCCCGUUUCCUCUACCACGCUCGUCACCUCCACCACCCGCGUCUCCUCCACCAGCACCAGCUCUGCCGCACCCGUUCAGACCACCCCCAGCGGUUGCACCGCCGGCCAGUACGCCCAGUGCGACGGCAUUGGCUUCAGUGGUUGCAAGACUUGCGCUGCCCCCUACACCUGCAAGUACGGAAACGACUGGUAUUCCCAAUGCUUGUAA
Molecule: messenger RNA, 1095 nt
Organism: Podospora pseudocomata
Lineage: Eukaryota; Fungi; Ascomycota; Sordariomycetes; Sordariales; Podosporaceae
Exons: 1
Coding region: 1-1095 (364 amino acids)
Biological process (GO): carbohydrate metabolic process
Cellular component (GO): extracellular region
Molecular function (GO): cellulose binding
Source: RefSeq, a predicted model, not a curated record